Danaus chrysippus (African queen) is the source of this 2133-nucleotide messenger RNA. The record is from the annotation of a GenBank genome assembly. NCBI's taxonomy places the organism in Eukaryota, Metazoa, Arthropoda, Insecta, Lepidoptera, Nymphalidae.
AUGGGUCUUUUAGAGUUUGAUCAAUGGUCGAACCAGACGGAGCAGUCAGACAGAUCCCGGAUGUGUUCCAAGUUAAUUGGACUGACCCCGGGACAGCGUAGGAUUUGCAGACGACAUAAAGACCACAUGCCAGCCGUGGGGAUUGGAGUCAGGAAAGGGAUCCAGGAAUGUCAACAUCAAUUCCGGGAUAGAAGGUGGAACUGUUCCAUCACGAAAGACGAAACUGUUUUCGGUCCACUGACUUUGAUAGCAUCCAGAGAAACAGCUUUUACUCACGCUAUUACAGCAGCUGGUGUCAGUCUGUCUCUCUCUAGAGCUUGUCGUGAUGGCAGAAUUAGCUCGUGUGGUUGCAGUCGAGCUAAUAGACCUAAACAUCUCAACAAAGAUUGGCUUUGGGGAGGCUGUGGAGAUGAUUUGGAAUAUGGAUACAGAUUCACAGAAGACUUCGUCGACAUCAGGGAAAGAGAGCGAAAAGUCAAGAGAGGCAGUAGAGAGCAGGGCAGGCAGCUUAUGAACAGACAUAACAACGAGGCGGGCAGACGGGCUGUUAUAAAGAAGUCCCGGGUGACGUGUAAGUGUCACGGCGUUUCCGGUUCCUGCAGCCUCAUCACUUGCUGGCAGCAGCUGCCGAGCUUCAGGGAAAUAGGUGAUUUCUUGAGGGAUAAAUAUGAGGGUGCUACCGAAGUACGAGUAUCUAGACGAGGGAAGCUGCGUCUCAGCGAUCCACACUACAGUAUGCCGACGGCUCAAGACCUCGUUUAUUUAGAAGAAUCUCCGAACUAUUGUAUACGAAACGAAACUAUGGGAUCUCUGGGAACGACCGGUCGUGAAUGUACCAGGACAUCAUCAGGCUUGGAGGGGUGUGCGCUAAUGUGCUGCGGCCGCGGAUACAACACACAUAGAAGCGUCUUGAAAGAGAGCCAAAGGACAUCGAUGAAGAAAAAGAAAAGGAGUAUCCAGAAACUGUUUGAAAAACUUCGCAACGAAACAAAUUCACUGAACGGCACAGUCAUUGAAGUAGACCUUGAGUGUUCUAGACUCCAAGAGCAAGAUACAAAUAAACUCGAAGAAAGUCUGAUAGUAAUCGGUGACGAUGACGAUAUGUGCCCAAUAGAAUGCUCAACUCCAAAUACCAGCAGAAUAAACGAAAACGCCAAUAACUCCAAUAUAAGCUAUCAAGAAGAAGUCAUAAAUUUAACAAAGGAAAUUAAUAGAGAUUCUUAUUUAACUAUAGAUCUUACAACUGAUAGUUUAAAUGGUUCCAGUCAGUUUGGGAAUACCGUCAUAGAUUUAGAUAAUAGUAAACAAACUACAACAUCCAACGAUAGUGUAUCUAUGAGUGGAGACUCAGAUGUAACUGUUGUAAAUAUGAAACAAACGAAUAAGAAUAAAGAAAUGAAGAAGUUUGUUAACGGUAUAUCGAAAAUGAAUUCAUCAGAAAAGGGUCGGCUAUUAGAGAUUAUUGCUCAGAAGAUAUUCAACGGAUGUAAAAGUCCUUGCAGUACCAAAAGUUUGAAUAUGUUCAAGCGAGAAUUAAAACAAACUAAGGAGACCGAUGAGAGUGUGUACAUAAAAGAAGUGAUUGUCGGCAAGUCAUCUUCACGAAAUAGCAUCGGCAGUAAUAUAUACAAUCCCGAGCGAGAUAUAAGGAAUAGAAACGGAUUAAGGAUGAUAGUGAUCGAUGGAAGUAAUGUUGCCAUGCAGCACACUAAAGGAAGAUCAUUCUCAGUCAGAGGCCUUAAAAUUUGUAUCGAUUAUUUUGUUAAACGAGGUCAUGUUGUAAAGGCUUUUGUACCACACUUUAGAUGUAAAUAUGGUAAAAGCACUGAUCCGAGAUUAUUAGAUGAACUUGAACGUCAACAAUUGGUUGUGUACACACCAUCGAGGGAAGUACAAGGAAAAUUAAUAACUUCAUACGACGACAGAUACAUUGUUCAGUGUGCGGCCGAGUUUGAUGGUGUCAUAGUGUCCGGUGAUAACUAUAGAGAUUUACUUCAAGAGAAUCCAAGAUGGAGGUUUGUUAUAGAAAACAGACUUCUACAAUUCACAUGGGUCGGAGAUAUGAUUAUGUUCCCAAAGGACCCACUCGGCAGACAUGGACCACCGCUCGAACAAUUUCUAAGACAUAGUUAA